Molecule: messenger RNA, 2550 nt
Organism: Paramisgurnus dabryanus
Lineage: Eukaryota; Metazoa; Chordata; Actinopteri; Cypriniformes; Cobitidae
Source: RefSeq, a predicted model, not a curated record
ACACAGAAAGUGGAAACUUUUGUUUUAUUAUGACUGAAUUCUUUUGGCAUUUUGAAAACUGGAUCAAGGCAUUUUAUUUAAUUCAAAUAUAAUUAGCCGAAAUAAAACGUCUUAAGUUGGAGGUUCAAUUUGGGCCGUUUGAUAUUUAGGUCCUGCCUUUCAUCAAGGCCGAGGUUGGAAAUCUUUGGUGUAAAAAGGUUGGUGACCGCUGAUCUACAUGUAUACCCUGAGGAUCGAACCCAUAACCUUUAAUUUGGCAAUGUCAUACGCUGUCAACUGAGCUUUUUGUAUGCUGGUAUUCACAUUUAAAAAUUAGUUAACUCUUUUGGGCUAUUUUGCCUUUAUUGAUAGACAGUAGUUUGAGAGACGACAGGAAAGUAGAGGGUAGAGAGAGGGGUAUGGGAUCGGCAAAGGACUUCAAGCCGGGAUUUAAACUCGGGUCGCCGGAAGUGUACACUAUAUAUCGGAGCGCUUUUGUUUAACUUGAAUCUGCUGUUUUUUUAUUUGCUGUGGAAGAAAAAAGAUUAUUUUAAGUUCACUCUUCUGGACUACUGAUCUCAAACACUGUUAUCAGUUUGUAUUUAACAAUGUAAACAAGAGUCAGACUGUGAGAGAUAGUGUGCAUCUCAUCCAGACAGAUUUGAGUAUAAGCAGCAGUGCAAAAAACGACAACAUGAACAAACUUCUAGCUGUCAUAAGUUUAACAGCAUUUCUCUGUUAUGGUGUGCAGAGUUCUGACCUAUCAGAAAGAGAGUUAGAACGGCAAAUCAUCAACUCUGGCAUUGCGGUGUUUAUAGACAUACUGGAAAAAUUCAAAAAUGUUACAGAGAAAAUAGUAAGAGAAAAUCAGUUUAAAAAAUCCAGGAUUGCGGUCCAAGAGCACUGGAAAGACUUAAGACAGACUGUGAAACAAAUCAAUGAUAUUGACAGAGAGAAAGAGGGUCUACAACACCUAAAGCUUUCGUUGUCUGCGGGUAGAACAUCCGUAACAAUGACCAGAGAGAUCACUGAGAAACUUAUUCGCCCAUAUAUAAACAUUUAUGAUGAAACGUUUAAAAGCGAGACCAUGGCUGGGAUCUGGAGAGAAGUGGAUUCAGAGUAUCUUCAAGGAGCCCCACCGAUAUCCAAUAAACCCUUGAAUCUCUUGAGUUACCUUCUAGCCAAGACGAUUGUGAAAUCUGGGAUUGUAGAUGCCCUCAAAGGUGGAGUGAAUAUUGUUUUAGAAGUUGGAAAAAUCGAUCUAAACCAACUUCAUGAGGAAUUGCAGCUGCUUAUGAAUCAGGUUGGAGAGAAGGCUGCUCACAUUUCAACAUUAGAAAGGCAAAAAGAAAAAAAUGAUUUUCUUGUAUCAUUAAGAACUGCAUCCGGAUUGAUUGUCUUUUACUGGGAUCAGAUUUUGGAACACACAGAAAGUUUGUCAUUCCAUAAGAAAUACUUAGACUCUAGAAAGCGAUGGGUGGAGCUAACGCAGUUGAAAAAUUCAAGUGAAAAGUAUCAUGUGCUUAUAGACCCACAAACAAAGCAUGACAUUUUGGAAUGGACUGACAAAACAUUUGGUAAAUCCUUUGAAGCUGUGGCCCUGAAAUAUUAUAAACAUGGAAAUGAACUGUUUGGUUACGACAGAUUCAAUCAAUCUAACUGGGUCUUUGACAAGAUCGCUACUGUUUAUGGUCUCCCCGUUUAUGAAAAACUGACUGAAAGUGGUUUUGGGAUUUCAGAGCUCAACAGACUUCUUCACAGAAUAAACCAUGCAAUUGUUAUUAUAGAAGGCCAUGAUCGUUCAUUUUAUUCAAGCCAGACCAGUUUAGAACAACUUAUUCGUCAUAUUCCAUUUUUUAUUAGUUUUUAUCUUGAAGAUUUGGAAAGAAAAGGCACAGACGAUGACAUAUUACUACCUGUGAAAGUGAUCAAGGCAAUGGUUUUUCAUAUUUGGGACAAUGUUCUAUUUCUUUCUAAAUUGGCAUUUUCUGGUAAAUAUGAGCCUCAGGAAUCAGAAAGAGAAUGGAAUCACAUGAGGAAAAUCUUUAUUAAUGAGUUGAUAAAAAGUGGAGAAUUUACUGAAGAGGAACUUGAAGAAGCACCAAUGAACUUUCUCAAUGCCACUCGUGGGAUACUAGAGAAAAUUAUGAACUUUGGUGAUUUGGCUGAAGGGUUCAGUGAAAGGAUCGAUGCAUCGGCUUUUGCCUUUAAAGAAAUGAUUCAUUAUAUAAAUAUGGAAUUUCACAAAACCUACAUUGUAAAAAAAUCCAACUUCUGAAUGUUCUUUCAACAAAGAUAAUUAAGUUACAUGAACAAAGAUUUUUUUUGUCGAAGGGGGUCAAUUCAUUAUUUUGUGUUCACUGAAUGAAGAAAGCAUAAUAAUUUAAGUAACAAAUAUUAUUUUGUUGACUGGACUUAGAUAUAUAAGUUUUUGUCCAUUUCGUUCACCCAACUUGCCAAACUGAGUAAUCUGAACAAGCAAUUUAAAAAAAACAAUUGUCUGAAUGGUUCCCAGCAUGCAUUGCGAAAUGUUAACUUGUUUGGUUCAUUUUUAAUAAAAAGAUGACCGUU